Trematosphaeria pertusa is the source of this 1238-nucleotide messenger RNA. Its product is annotated as hexaprenyldihydroxybenzoate methyltransferase mitochondrial precursor. The transcript has a single exon. Gene Ontology annotation, molecular function: 2-methoxy-6-polyprenyl-1,4-benzoquinol methyltransferase activity. NCBI's taxonomy places the organism in Eukaryota, Fungi, Ascomycota, Dothideomycetes, Pleosporales, Trematosphaeriaceae. Gene Ontology annotation, biological process: ubiquinone biosynthetic process. Bases 46 to 975 code for a protein of 309 amino acids. The record is from RefSeq and is a predicted model, not a curated record.
ACACGAGUGAGAUCUUGAACUUCUUGAACCACAUCAAUCGCAGCCAUGAAGCCGCGUAAUACAACGAGGGCGCUUCGCUCUAUACACUCACUCACAGCUCCGACAAGACAUCGGCCCAGACCACUCCCCUAUGUACGACCCACCGUUUCAAUUUCCGCAAACCCAGCUCCCCGACUCUCUUCCACUAUCUCAUCUACGCCCGACGCCUCGAAAUCCUCCGUCGACCCAACAGAAGUAUCCCACUUCAAUGCGCUCGCAUCAAGUUGGUGGGAUCCCACCGGCCCCUCGCGACUCCUCCACCUCAUGAACCCACUCCGCCACGACUUCAUAUCGCGAUGUCGAGAGACAACACCAGGCUCACCGGCCUCCUCUUCACAACUCCGCUAUCUCGACAUCGGCUGCGGCGGUGGAAUCUUCGCUGAGUCUGCAGCACGGCUUCCACACACGCAAUCCGUUACCGCCAUAGACCCCACACCCGAAGUCCUCAAAAUCGCACAAGGCCACAAGAGACGAGACCCCGCGCUCAUGGCCUCGAGCAAACUAACCUACCUUAACACAUCUAUCGAAGACCUGCCUCCUCCCUCAUCCCCCGAACAAGCCUUCGACGUCGUGUCCCUCUUCGAAGUCCUCGAGCAUGUCAACGCGCCCGGUCCCUUCCUCGACCACGUAAUACAGCACGUCAAGCCCGGCGGCUGGCUCAUUCUCAGCACAAUUGCAAGGACAUGGGCGAGCUGGGUGGUGACUAAUGUGGUGGCGGAGGAUGUGCUGGGCAUGGUGCCGAAGGGGACGCAUGAGUGGAGUAAGUAUGUUAAUGAGCAAGAGUUGCGGGAGUGGUUUAGGAAGAAAGAGGGGUGGGGAAGUAAUGGUGGAAUCAAGACGAUGGGUGUGGUGUAUGUACCUGGGCUGGGAUGGAAGGAGGUCCCUGGUGGUGAGGGAUGGGGGAAUUAUUUCUUUGGCGUUAGGAGAGAUAGGUAGGAUGUAUCUGUAGGUACGAUACUCAAUUGUACACAUGAUACCCGAGAUAGCAAUGUACGGUAUGUAUCCAAGGUUGUGCCGAUUGUACGGCUAUGGCAUCAGACGAUGUGCGAUGAGCCAGCGUCUCAUACGUCCCUUUUUCAGUCGGGAGAUCCAGAUCUGACAGUCAACGAUCCCAUGCUAUCCACAAACGCCGCGUACUGCCUCCUCGAUCCAUCAAUAAUGUACACACCCCCUCAUAUCAUCACUCCGCAUCUAGAGUG